Messenger RNA from Oryctolagus cuniculus (rabbit), 2489 nucleotides. The record is from RefSeq and is a predicted model, not a curated record. NCBI's taxonomy places the organism in Eukaryota, Metazoa, Chordata, Mammalia, Lagomorpha, Leporidae.
CGAGGCCCGGCCCGAAUGAAGGCCGCUGCGAAGCACCCUGGGAAAUGUAGUUCCUCCCGGAGGGCCUUGCUUUUUGGCUCCGGCCGGUGGCGGAGUACCUCACUACAACUCCCAGGAUGCCUCGCGCUCACCUCUCUGGGAUGCCGGACGAGAGCAGGGCCCGGAAGCGGGCGGGGUGGCCCCGGGGGCCGGCCGAGGGGAGUUGAGACCCGCCGCUAUGGCUGGCACGGGCCCCCGCGGCCUCGCCUCCGAGGGGAGGAUGAGCCUGAGGUGGGCAGACUUCAAGUGAACACUACGUUGCUACGAGGAGCUGCAGGCAGCCCCCAGAGCCUCGAGAUGGCACCAAAAGCCAAGAAAGGAUUGAAAGGCUCCAUUGAUGAUGUCCUCAGUGACCUUCUGGGGGAUGACAAGAUGCUUCCUGAGACGCCUGUUAAUCGAGCUUCGCGUGCCGGAGACACCGUGGGUGCAUCUCGGGGGCUCCCCUCCAAGACCGGAGCAAAGUCCCUCCUGGGAGACGACGACGUCUUCGGCCCCAGGGAAGUCCUGGCAGAAGCUGACGCCGAGGUGUCGGAGGUCUCAGAUGCUGACCCGGAGGCCUUGCUCCAGGACCUGGAGCAAAUGGAUGCCGACUUCUUGGGUCUGAAGAAGUCUCACCCAGCCCCUGGCAGGACAGCUGCAAAGGGUUCUGGGAAAGAAACGUCUCCUGGUAACCCCAAACCUGUGGACAAGUUGGCAGCUAGUGAGAGAGGGGACACCGCUCCCACCAGGAGGCCAGCUCCCAGCAGCUUUGGACACCAGCACGGGAGGUUUCCCUCGGAAGACUCGGAAGACCCGAUGGCAGGACUUCUCUCCAACGACGAGGAGGAGGUCGCCAAGAAGGCCCCCAGGACAGAGAGUAAAGCAGCUUCCGGCAAGAGCCCCGGCACCCACAGAGGGCAAGGCCCCUCCAUCCCCCUGACUCCCGGGGACACCCCCGUCCGAAAGAAAGAAGAAUUGCCAUUUGACGAGGGGGACGACCUCAUGGCCGCUCUGGGCUUUGGAGACAGCCCCAGGGCAGAGAAGAGGCAGAUGGGAGACCAGGGAGGGCCCCGCCCGGCUCGCUCCAAGCUGGAUGAGCUGCUGGCGCGCGGCACAGCCGCCAGCCUCCUGACUCGCCCAGGGACCGGAGAGCACAGGGAGUUCAAGCUGGACAAGAAGUACCAGAGGCCGCAGGACAGAGAAGAUUCCUGGGGCGAUGAGGACCUCACCUUUGGUGCCUACCAGCCCACCGUGGCCUCCGCGGAGGGCCGGCAGUCCCGUCGGCAGUCGGUCAGUAGGUUCUUAGCAGAAGGCAGCGCAGACACCAAGGGAGAACCGAGCUCCAAGCAGAGCCCUCUGGCAGCUUCCAGCCCCGUCCACAGCAGGAAAGGAGGCGCCGACUGGCUGGGCCUCAAGGACGAUGACUUGGACCUUUCCCCCCCUCCUCCCCCCCGAGAGACCCAGCAGGGAGGCUCUGUGCUGUCCGCCCCCUCAGUGCCCCCUCCAAAGCAGCACUCGGGCUCUGCUGGGCUGCCGUCCUUGGGGGCAGAGCCGCCUGCCGAGCGUACCAUGUGCACUGCCAAAGCCAGCCAGGCCUCCAAGCUGGGGGCAUCCGAGGAGGAGGACUGGCUGACCCACGCCUUGUCUCGGAAGAAGUCUCAAGCCCUGGCUAAAGAGGAGCGAGCUGGGGCCGGCAGGGGCCUGCGCUCCGAGACGAGGGCCGUUCAUCUCCCUCCUGACAGCCAAGCUGUCCCCAGCACUCAAGGGGUGGAGCAAGGAGCUGCUGGCGGGACCUCGGGAGCAGCACAAGAAACGCCAGCCGCCAAGCCUGAUGUAGCAGCGUCCGUGCACAGCCGAGGCACAGCGUCCCCUGUGGCUCGGAGCCAGGCUCCCUCGGCCCUGCCAGCAGGUGACCCGAAAAGGGGAGCAGCCUCCGGAGAGCUCCCUGGGCCUGCGGGUGUCUUCCCGAACUCCCAGGAACCCGCAGGACUCUCUCUGCCCGUGCAGCCCUUGCUCCCAGAGUCCCUGGCUCGGAGCGUGCUCCUGGGCGCAGAAUACCAACAGCAGCUCCUGGCGGCCCACGUGCAGCCUCAGGGCGGCCCCACCCAGCUCCAGGCUGAGCUGCUGCAGAGCCAGGCCCGGCUGGCAGAGCUGGAGGCGCAGGUGCGGAAGCUGGAGCUGGAGCGGACCCAGCACAAGCUGCUGCUGGAGGGCCUGCAGCAGCGGCACCAGGCAGACCUGGAGCUCAUCGAGGGCGCGCACAGGGGCCGUGUCAAGAUGCUGGAGACGUCCUACCAGCAGCGGGAGGAGCGGCUCCGGAGAGAGAACGAGGAGCUGUCGGCCCAGCUCCUGUCGCACCGCCAGGAGGCCGAGCAGGCCCGCGCCGAGCUCACGGCCCAGCACCAGCAGCGCCUGGCCGCCGCCGUGCAGGAGAAGGAGCAGGAGGUGGAGCGGCUCCGGGAGCUGCAGCG